CAAUCCCCCCCCUCCGCCUCCCGCCCUUUUUCCAGAACAACAACUCUCUUCUUCCCCCUCGACCAUAUACCUCCCAUCCAUCACAAUGGCGGCCACAGAAUCCCAGUUGCCUACCGACCCCAAGUACGACCAGUACGACUUCCCCACCACCGCUCCGGAAGCGCAGCCUGGCCACCCCGGCCACACCUCUCCCGAACAAGAUGCAAAGGUGCACCAGCUCCGCGCUGAGCUCGAGAAGCUCGGCUACACUGAGCGUUUGGAUACACUGACCCUCCUGCGGUUCCUGCGUGCCCGCAAGUUUGAUGUCGAGGCCGCCAAGACUAUGUUCACUACAAGCGAGGCGUGGCGCAAGCAGUUCGGCACUGAUGAUCUGGCUCGCAACUUCAACUACCCCGAGAAGGAGGAGGUCUUCAAGUUCUACCCCCAGUACUACCACAAGACGGACAAGGAUGGCCGCCCCGUCUACAUUGAGAAGCUGGGCAAGAUCGACCUGACCCAGAUGUACAAGAUCACCACUGCCGACCGUAUGCUGCAGAAUCUGGUGUGCGAGUACGAGAAGCUGGCUGACCCACGUCUGCCCGCUUGCUCGCGCAAGGCCGGCAAGCUGCUCGAGACCUGCUGCACCGUCAUGGACCUGAAGGGCGUGGGCAUCACCAGUGUGCCGUCCGUCUACGGAUACGUCAAGCAGGCCUCAGACAUCUCGCAGAACCACUACCCCGAGCGUCUGGGCAAGCUUUACCUGAUCAACGCGCCGUGGGGCUUCAGCAGCGUCUUCAGCGCCGUCAAGGGCUUCCUUGACCCCGUUACCGUCAGCAAGAUCCACGUCCUCGGCAGCGGCUACCAGAAGGAGCUUCUGUCCCAGGUCCCCGCUGAGAACCUGCCCGAAGAGUUCGGCGGCUCUUGCAAGUGUGAGGGUGGCUGUGAGCUCUCCGACAUGGGCCCCUGGAAGGAGGCUGAGUGGGCCCGUCCCGCUAAGUGGGCUACCCCUAAGGAGGAGACCCCUAAGGAGGAGGCCCCUGAGGAGGCCCCUAAGGAGGUUGCUGAGCCUGUUGUUCAGAAUAAGGACCCCGGAAAUGAGAAGAAGGAUGUUGAGGGCCAGGAGGGUGCUCAGACUAGCGCUUAAGCUUGCUGAGGACUUUUUCUUGUCUUCUUUGUUGGUGCCAACAAGCCGAUCGACGAUCUCCUUCUAUAUGGCGACUGAAAACAGAACCCCAGAUAAGGAUGUUGGAGGUUUAUUUUCAACUCCGAUCAACCUGAAAACCUCAAAAAAUAUUACCUGGUGGUCCGACAACUCCCAAUACAACCCCAAUCCUCCCAGGCAUACCGGAAUAUCUUUCUGGUAGUUUCAACACCUCUUUGCCGAUCCAUCCACAGCCUGUGGACUCCUUACUCUACAUUCGCUUUUUGCGUUCUGCUUUUUUUUGUUCCGAUCUAGAUAUCAUGGAGAGCUUGCUUCUUUUUUUUACUUUUGCCUAUCAAGAUAAGCAGCGUGUGCUGCCACUGCUCUCAGUAUAGAAGGGACAGGACGUGAUGAAAUUUAAAAGCGAGUUGGUGUGAAGAUGGUGUUUAGCUUGGUUGUUUCUUUGU
Messenger RNA from Penicillium samsonianum, 1587 nucleotides. Its product is annotated as SEC14 family lipid-binding protein. Lineage: Eukaryota; Fungi; Ascomycota; Eurotiomycetes; Eurotiales; Aspergillaceae. The coding region runs from base 86 to 1123 and encodes 345 amino acids. The record is from RefSeq and is a predicted model, not a curated record. The transcript is spliced from 3 exons.